This is a messenger RNA of Argentina anserina (silverweed cinquefoil), 815 nucleotides long. RefSeq lists its product as uncharacterized. The transcript is spliced from 5 exons. The coding region runs from base 1 to 660 and encodes 219 amino acids. NCBI's taxonomy places the organism in Eukaryota, Viridiplantae, Streptophyta, Magnoliopsida, Rosales, Rosaceae. The record is from RefSeq and is a predicted model, not a curated record.
AUGCUGACGAUGAUAAAGCCCGCCGUAUUCUCAUCACCUCUCCUCAACCUCACCAAAUCUCCACCCUCUCAAUUCCCCACUUCCACCGCCGCAGCUGCCGCGACACCAUCCACAUGGAACUCGCAGCCCCUUCAGUUUCGGGUGUCCUCGUCACCCAAUUCGACGGCCGAGGUUGCACCGUCAUCCCCGCCGAAUAUCGAGGGCGAAGAACUGGAAUCUGGAGCGGACAUUGUGCGGAAGUUCUACGACGGAAUCAACCGCCAGGAUUUGGCUUCAGUUGAGGAGCUUAUUGCUGAGAAAUGCGUGUACGAGGACCUUGUGUUUCCUCGGCCUUUCGUUGGUCGUAAGGAUAUACUCCAGUUUUUUAGAAAGUUUAAUGAUUCAGUCGGCAAAGACCUCCAGUUUGUUAUUGAUGAUAUCUCCACGAAGGAUUCUACAGCAGUUGGGGCCACAUGGCAUUUAGAAUGGAAUGAGAAGCCUUUCCCCUUUAGCAAAGGAUGUAGCUUUUAUCGGUUGGAGGUCAUAAAUGGCAAGAGACAAAUAAUCUAUGGUCGAGAUAGUGUUGAACCUGCGAUCAAGCCCGGGGACUCUGUGCUGGUAGCCAUCAGAGGCGUGGCUUGGCUUCUUCGACAAUUCCCUCAGCUGGUCGACCGUUUUUAAGUAGUUGUAUAGGGUGCAGUUACUCAUUUACACUGAAAUUGUGAACUUGUAUAAAAGAAGUAAAUUGUGUAUAUGCUUUACAGUGAUAUUGUACAUGUAUUUUCUCACCUUUACAUACGAUAUAUCAAUAUAAACAAGGUUUCUAACAUUUGGGU